Darwinula stevensoni is the source of this 2668-nucleotide messenger RNA. NCBI's taxonomy places the organism in Eukaryota, Metazoa, Arthropoda, Ostracoda, Podocopida, Darwinulidae. The record is from the annotation of a GenBank genome assembly.
AUGAAUACGUGGGAAAUUUCUGCGGAACGUGGAAUCCUCAGGCUAGCUAUCCCACGGUCCAAGGUCGUGGGGUCCGCAGACCGCAGGGUCAUGGCGCCGCGCAUGUGCCAUGUGCUCCCCUGUCGCAGCCAGUUUCUGUCAUCUGGACUCAAGGGUUUGAGAUCCCCUUCUAGCAGUGAUAAGAGGACCAUGCCGCAGCUAAAUUCUAGUCUGAGCAAUGGAAGUGGGACCGAAUAUACAGGGAACAAUGAUUACAUUGAUCAUGUUCCUGAUGGAACAGCUGAAGCUCAUCCAUUGGAGAGGGACUCUUUUCUCUUCACCUCUGAAUCAGUUGGAGAGGGACAUCCAGAUAAGAUGUGUGAUCAGAUAAGCGAUGCCAUUCUGGAUGCGCACUUGAGAGAUGAUCCCAAUGCCAAAGUGGCCUGUGAGUGUGUUGCUAAGACAGGAAUGAUCCUAGUUUGUGGAGAGAUCACAUCCUCAGCCAUAGUUGACUACCAGCAUAUUGUCCGUGAAACGGUCAAACGCAUUGGCUAUGACGAUUCCAAGAAGGGUUUUGACUAUGCAACAUGCAAUGUGAUGACAGUGAUUCAUCAGCAGAAUCAUGAGAUUGCUGCAGGUGUCCACAAGAACAAAGAGGAAGAUGAAUUUGGGGCUGGGGAUCAGGGACUGAUGUUUGGAUAUGCAACGGAUGAGACAGAGGAGAGCAUGCCUCUGACCAUUGUAUUAGCUCACAAGCUCAACAAGAAGAUUGCUGACCUUCGCAGAGAUGAGACUCUCUGGUGGGCACGACCCGAUUCAAAGACUCAGGUGACAUGUGAGUACUACUUUGAUCACGGGGCAUGUGUUCCGGUGAGGGUGCACACAGUAGUGGUAUCCAUUCAACACUGUGAGGAAGUGGACCUUCACCAGGUGAGAAGGGACAUAAUGGAAAAAGUGAUCCUUACCACAAUCCCCAAAAAAUACCUGGAUGAACAUACUAUCUACCACAUCAAUCCCUGUGGGAAUUUCAUCAUUGGAGGACCAAUGAUCUCUUAUGCCAUUGGGAUCUCAGAGCCCCUUUCUGUGACUGUAUUCAGCUAUGGAACAUCCAAACUCAGCCAAAAGGAACUGCUUGAGAUUGUCAAACGCAAUUUCGACCUUCGACCUGGUCGGAUCAUCAAGGAGCUUAACCUCCGGCACCCAAUCUACCAGGAAACAAGCACAUAUGGGCACUUUGGACGAGACAUCUUUCCUUGGGAGGUCCCAAAGAAACUUAUCUGAAGAGGGUCUUUUCAUUCUAGUUUCUCUUGUUUCUCCUAUCCCUCCUUAUCCAUCACUUGGAUUUCAGUUUUUGUGGAAUGCUAAGUCACAGAUGCACCUAUGUAUUGGUUAUUAACAGAGUGUGUCCAAAGCUUAGGCAACACUUGCAUAUGUGACACUGUUGAAUCAUCUGCCAAGAAGUGGUGGUGGAUAUUGUGAAAGAGUUGAUAGGAACAAUGGUACUCUUUGGGAACAAAGCUGCUGCCAUCAUUUAUCCUAUUCCUUCUAAUGUUCUGUGAUUUCAUUUUGAAUGAGAAGUCUCUUUGUAAACCCAUAAGUAUUCUUUCAGUGAUUCUUCUGACUGUCUAAUUUUUGGACACACUCAGCCACUAAUCAAGGGGUUCUCACACUAAUGCUGUUGUCUUCAUUCUCUGCUUGUUCUGUCUGAUAAAGCAUCUCUGACCAAGGCACAUUCCAGAAUUGAGAGUUACUGUGUGGACAAUGAGGUUGCCCCCUAAUUCAUUUCCUGUUCACUCUCCCAAGUCCAGUUUUGUGCUCAGUGCAAACAUACUUCAAGUGUGGGGAAUUGAUUUGGAGCAUGAUACUGUAUUCAGUUUAGAAUCCUGUGAAAGUUGAGUCCAUGCAAAACUCCCACAGCCAUUAGCUGACUGGUACAGUUGUUCUGAAUGGUGUUGCUUGCCUUCCCAGACUAUUUUUGGGGUAAAUGUAAGUUAUUUUAUCUUGAUGUGGUCUGCACUGAACUCUGAAUGUCCAACUCUUUGGUGGAAAUAUCUGUGUCCUUGGUCCCUCUUUUCCCUUUGUUCUCUCAAACUUCUCCCUGAUAUGAAUGUCUCUUUUCAGUCAACCAGAGGUGGGAUUCUAUUAGAGCAACUUUGUAAUGGAGUCACUUUUUCUUUCUGCAGUUGCCAUUUGCAGGUCACUUUUCUACUGAAGUGGGAAGCUGAUCUCCUUGUGCAUGAUAAUAUAUAAUUUUCUUGAAAUAGUUGCUCUGAUACAACUGUCUCAACUGGCCUCUGAAAUUUCCUUUCAUCAUGUUUAGUACAAAAUGGAAGAAUUGUUGAGCUACAUCAUCCCUCCCAAAGGGAUGCUUCCCAUGAAGAUGCUUCAUACAGAAAUGCAUCUGAAUCUCUGUCCUGGUGCUCAAAUUUAAGGAAUGGUAUUCCUAUGCUAAUACAUAGCUGACAUAAUGCAGAAAUACAUCCUCCAACUAAUCUAAUUCUAAGGUUUCUUUUUCCAUCCUACAUUUAUGAGAUACUUAUUAAGGAAAGAUAUCCCAUGAACUUGAGCUGCAAAGAAAUUGCUCACCUGUGGGAUGCUUAUUACAGAAAUGCAUCCCACAUGACUUCUGGGAUGCUUACUACAGAAAUGCAUCCCACAUGACCCCAGGGAUGCUUAUUACAGAAAUGCA